Molecule: messenger RNA, 880 nt
Organism: Sinocyclocheilus anshuiensis
Lineage: Eukaryota; Metazoa; Chordata; Actinopteri; Cypriniformes; Cyprinidae
Product: lysosome-associated membrane glycoprotein 5-like
Exons: 4
Coding region: 350-880 (176 amino acids)
Biological process (GO): establishment of protein localization to organelle
Cellular component (GO): lysosomal membrane; plasma membrane; late endosome membrane
Source: RefSeq, a predicted model, not a curated record
AAUUUCCAAAAAAUACAAAAUACUCGUCUUAAUGUAAGUGUGCUUUAUUGUUUUAACGUAUUGCUCAAAGUGAUUCUAUUUUGAGACGCACAGAUCAUGUGACAACUUACCCCGGUGUCCCAUAUAAGGAUUCCUUUUUUAAACUAAACCCAUACCUGCCUUGUUCUUGUUGGAGUGAAACGCCCGAAGGACUGACGCGUGCCAUCGGUCGCGUGCACGUGCGCGCUCCGGGUCUCUGCGUGUCCUGCAGACGCGGCUCGGACCGAGAUCUGUCUCUCUGCGGGGGACCGAGCGAGCCUCGCACCUGCUCACGGAGCUCCUCUCGCAGACUCGUCCUCACCUUCUCAAGAUGGAGCUGCUUCUGCUGCUCGUGUCUCUGUCGGCGCUCUGUGUUUCUGCGGAGCAGGAGGUGGAGAAUCUCUCCGGACUUUCACCGAAUCCCGACCGGGAUAUUUUCGUAGUGAGAGAAAACGGAACGACCUGCUUGAUGGCGGAGUUUGCGGUGAAAUUCCUGAUUCCCUACGACGUUCUGGCACUGAACGGGAUCGAUCUGAUCACGGAGCAGGCGUCCGUGUCUAUCCCGCGUGGAGCUCAGAUCGCUGGGAAAUGCGGGAGCAGUGAGUCGGAGCUGCACAUCUCGUGGCUCAAUCUCGCAUUCACAUUCCGCAUCUUCUUCUCAAAGGAGAAGCGCACCAUGGGCAGUGAUGGAAAAGCUAAAGAAACUGAAGUGUGGAAGAUAAACAAGGUCCAGCUGGUCUACGACACUUCAGAGACGACACACUUCAUUAGCGCUUAUAAUCGUGAGUCAAACAGCUUCAUGUUCACAGGAAAUCAUCAUAAGAUCAGACAAACGUUCGUGAUUGGCUACAGAUUGAGAUGA